This is a messenger RNA of Candoia aspera, 960 nucleotides long. RefSeq names its product olfactory receptor 14A16-like. Bases 13 to 960 code for a protein of 315 amino acids. Gene Ontology annotation, molecular function: odorant binding; G protein-coupled receptor activity; olfactory receptor activity. Gene Ontology annotation, cellular component: membrane. The transcript has a single exon. Gene Ontology annotation, biological process: G protein-coupled receptor signaling pathway. The record is from RefSeq and is a predicted model, not a curated record. Lineage: Eukaryota; Metazoa; Chordata; Lepidosauria; Squamata; Candoiidae.
GAAAUAAAUGAAAUGGCCAAUCAAUCCGGUCUGGCAGAAUUCCUUCUGAUGGGAUUUUCUGACGACCCUGUUGUUCAAAUUAUGCAUUUUGUGAUUGUUUUCUUCAUUUACUUAACAGCCAUAAUGGGAAAUGCCUUCCUUGUUAUCACAGUGGCCCUGAACUGCUCCCUUCACACUCCAAUGUAUUUCUUUUUAGUCAACUUGUCACUUUCAGACAUUUGCUUCAUCUCAACCACCAUCCCCAAAUCCUUGGCCACUUCCUUAACAGAUAACAAAGUGAUUACCUUUGCUGAAUGUGUUGCCCAAGUCUUCUCAAUUUUCACCCUUGCAGGUUCUGACCUUGCCUUGCUCACCAUCAUGGCUUAUGACUGUUAUGUGGCCAUCCGCCAUCCCCUGAGAUACAGUCUAAUCCUGAACUGGGACACUUGUAUGCAAAUGGCAGCUGCUUCCUGGCUCACCUGUAUGAUCCAUGCAUUGCUAGAAACUGUAAUUGUAUUUCAGUGGAAAUUCUGCAGGUCGUAUAGGAUUGACCAAUUUUUCUGUGAUGUCCCUCAGUUACAGAAGAUUUCUUGCACUGAUACAAGUACUAGUCAAACACUGAUUUUUGUGACAGCAAUCACUAUUAGCUUACUUUGUUGUGGCAUUAUUUUUGUUUCUUAUGGCUACAUCUUCUCAGCUGUGCUAAAGAUUCGAUCCAUUCAAGGUAGAUACAAAUCCUUCUCAACCUGCAUCCCCCACCUGAUUGUAUUUUCUUUAUUUCUCGGUACUGCUUUGUUUUCUUACAUGAGACCAAAAGGUCCUUCUUCACAUACUGUAUAUUUGCUUUCUGCUGUUUUUUACACAGUUUUGCCACCAUUACUGAAUCCUAUUAUUUAUAGCUUCAGGAACAAGAACAUGAAAGAAGCCAUGUGGAAAAUAGGGACAAAAAUUGUUUAUUUCCUUUCUUUAAAAAUAAAAUGA